UUGCCAUGACAGCAUAUAGUUGGCAAACUCCCUUGUUGCCAUUGAUUAUUGGCAGUACACAUUCAAACGCUGUCUUUCGCUUGUUUUGGAAUGAAAAGAACUGCAGUGACACCGACCGUUUUGUUGAAUGACGCAUCAUGUUGCUGGUGGUAAUGGAAGGACGGGGAACAUUCUAAAAAGUAGCCCGCACUCUUCGUGUUUGGACCACGUAUUCAGGCAUGUAAUCUUUCCUGACUCAAUACAGUGUUGCCAGGACACCAAGGGAGGGAGAGCUUUAGGCUACAGUAGGCUAAGGGCUAUGAGUGUGAAACUGCACACACCCAAUUCUACAAAUAUCCACAGUCUUGUUCAAAACUAAAUACAAUGGGGACAUCUGGAACUGAUGCAGUCGAAUUCUCAGGGGAAGAGGAGGAAGAAGAGGAGGAAUACUAUGAAUUUGAGCAUCUACCUGCACUCCUUGAAGAUGAGGAGAACGUGUCCCUGGCAGAUAUCCUGUCGUUGCGGGACACCUGUCUGACGGAGCAGGAGGUGUGGGCGGUGUGUGUGGAGUGUGUCCUGGCCUUGCAGAGUAUCGCCCCGUCGCCCCUCUUCCACACCCUGUGCAUCACACCCGACACCCUGGCGUUCAACGCCCAUGGCAAUGUGUGCUUUAUGGAGCAACUCAGUGAUGAUCCUGAGGGAUCGUUUAUACCUCCAGAGUUUGACAAGACUGGCAGUACCUUUGAGGGACACAUGUACUCUCUAGGUUCCACCCUCUCUGCUGCGCUAGACUUUGUCAUUGAGCCAGAACUGGAGGCAGAGCUGGGGGAGGAGAUUCAGAGACUGCUGGAGCAGAUGCAGGAGGAGGGGCCAGAGGACAGGCCACACCCCCAGGACGUCCUAUCCCUUGCAGAGGAAAAGCUAGAACAUACCUCUUCCACAGUCCUGUGCCGGAAACUCUCUUCUAUAGGAAGAAGAGUCCUGUCAAUCGAGUCCGUUGCAACAUUUCAAGAUGGGUGGGAUGGCUCUUGGGAGGCUCGAUGGCAGCAGCCCAAACCCAACUGGCAGCUCCACAAGAGCAUCAGCUCUGAGGACAGUAGCUUCAAAGACCAGUGCAUUGUCUCAGACACCACGGCUGAGAAUCCAGACCCAAACGAUCCCAAUGUAACUCUCCGGCAUCACGUAUGUGGGGCCUGGGACUCCACCCUGUGGGCUGAUGGUAUGGGGGAUGUGGAAGAGGAUGGAUGUGUCAUAGAGGAGGACAUGUUUGGUUCGCAGUUGGAUAGCAGAUCUCAGAACAGUUCCCCUGUACGCAGGAGGGCUCAGGAGAGGGCUGGGAGGGUAAGGGGGGUUCUGAAUCGUUCCUGCUCUGUCCCAGACUCCAAUAAUCCCCCCACACUCCCGCCAACGCCCCACGAGGAUAUCAGUGUCAAUGUAUCGGACCUCACGGAGAUAGGAGCUGAGGAAUGCAUGGGGCACGGGUCUGUUUGGAGCAAGAGAGGGGAUAGAGAGACAGCCCCUUAUGAGUGCAGUGACUCUAAGCAAUGGGGCUCAGUAAGAGACAAUGAGAUGUCAGAAGGGGACAGACCUUCUCACAUGCCCAUAUGUGGUGGUAAAACAGAUUCAGACGGUCAAACACGUGAUGAUCCCACUUUGGCCCGCCCAGCUCAAGACCCAGAAGUGUCGGUUGACUCUGCCUGCAACGUGACUUUAAACUCAAACCUUUACACUCCAAAUAAUCACAUGACUAAAAGCAUGCUGUGCCUCAAUGAAGAAUCACAAGAUGAGUGGAUCUCUCUGAGGGAUCUACUCACACGGAGUGGGCAGAGAUUGUCUGUGAAUGAGCUAUGGGCCCUGUGUCAUACCUGCCUCUCCACACUGCAGACGUACAUAGACUACCCAGCAUACUUAUGCUUGGACACAAUGUACGUGGGUUGUGAGGGAGAAGUUCUCUUCUUGAAACCUAAAAACACAGGAUCCUGUGAUGCAUUUUAUCUGGCCCCUGAAUUCCAGGAGCAUGGAAUCGUAACUGAAAAGGCCUGUGUCUAUGGGGUGGCUGCCAUCCUAUGGGCCACUGCCAAGUUCAAUCUGUCAGCCAACCAAAAACUGGCUAUGCCCAGGAAGUUGAAGAGGCUGCUGCUGGAGAUGGCCAAGAAGACGCCCUUCGAGAGACCAUCCAUUGUCAUAGCGAAAAAGGUAUUAAUAGUUUCAGCUGUCAACCACUCUAUUGAAAAGCACAUCUAUCGGUUUGUGCCCAUGGCUACUGAGAGCCGAUUGGCUCCUGUUCCUGGCCCUGUUCCCCAUUGCUAUCCAAUCAGUGGAGCCCCCCAGCUUCCAGAGGCCUUCACCUCCCCUGCCACACACUUCACCCCCAUCGUCCUGACCAGGGAGGGGGACACUGAGGAAGAAACUCCCCUGUCUGCUUCAGACAUUGAGGGGACUAGAGGCAGUGAGAUCCAGCCUGUGCAAGAGGCCAAGCACCCAGAAACACCCUUACACCUUGAAGACCUACCCCUACCUCAGUCAGAUAGAGACCUACAGGACAACGGACAGGACAGCCCUGUCAAUCAAAAGAAUGUGGUCACACGUCACUCCUCCUCCACUGCCUCCAGCAGCAGGACAUUGGUCAACUCUCCACCUCCCACCUACCCCGAACUGACCACCCAAUUGUCUGUGUCUUCCUCUUGCCAAUUGUCAUCCUGCUCUCAUCUGACUGGUGGUGGUGUUUUCAACAACUUCCUCUUGCGACAUGACCCACUAACAGGGGACCUAACCCUGGUGCCGGUGCAGAUAACAGUCGCUGAGUCCCUCCAUGGACUGGAGCUCAAUCUGCCCCUGACCUCAAGCUCCAGCUUCUUCCAGGGUCAACCUACACAUCCAGGGGGCCAUAGAGACCAUCUGACCCCUGGUCAGGGAGCUGAACCCCUGCUGUCUUGCCUUAAUGGAAGCGCUUGCAGCAGAGCCUUGGACUCCUUAGUGUCAAUGUCCCAGCCCCAUAAUGGAGAGGAAGGUCCAAGGACAGGAGAACGUGAGGAUGAACCCCUAUCAGAGUCCCAUGGACCUCCUCAGGGAGACUCCCAUCUGAAUCACCCUUCCCUACAGGAAGUUAUUGGCCUGCUCAGGGCAGAGUUUGCCUUUGAUGGCUAUCUGGAGAAUGGUUUGGAGGAUCUAGCAAUGGGGGAGUAUAUCCUGUCUCUGAAGGACCUACAGUACCAGACGUUCUGCAAUGUUGUGAAAGAGAAGUUCUGUGACCUUUACUGGGAUGAGGACUUAUUGGGAGUGCUACACUGUGUGGUCAACUACAGCCAACUCUCGCUAGGCUCUAACGAAGAGUCACCAUCAAAGCCUUGGCAAAGGGCAUCCACCUCACCCCUGAGCGCUGCUGGCUGUAGAGGGGAGGAGAGGGACGCACCCCGACAUGGUCAUGUCGACCUGAAUGGCAACCUGCACCACAGUGGACCUGUAGCUUCAGAUGCAUGGGAGAAAUGUCAGAGAGACCAGAGGCCCCUGUCUACAUACAGAGUAACAAAGACUAGACCUGAACAUAGAGAUGCCGUAUCAGAGGAAGGGCAACAUAAUGGCUGCCCAGGAUUGAGAGCUGCUGAGUGUUUGGGUAAGGGGGCCAUGGAGAGUGCCGCGCAUCCAGUGGGGGUCAGUGAUGAAAGCCCCCCUGAAGCUGACUCUCUGUGUGGGAUGGACGAGCCACUGAGGGUGGGCCACCUAGGCCAGAUGAGCUGCUCCAAGGACAUGGAGGACACAGAAUCGCUGGUGUUUGAGCGUCUCCUCUCCCCCUGCUCUGGAGCAGAGGUGUCUAGCCACAGCCUCAGCCCAGCCUGGGGCCUGGCCUUCUAUGGAGAAGACUGUUUUAGUCAUGAUGUGGUGGAAUAUGCUAUAACCCUGGGGCAGCACAGUGAGUCACCGUGCCUGGAGCUGAAAACACAGGAGCUUCAACAGCAGCGCAUGAUCGAGAUGAAGAAUCUGAAAAAGACCCGGAAUUUCUACCAAAAGCUGCUCCACCAAGAGAGAAGAAAUAAAGGUUCGGAGGCUAGAUUGAUGCUGUCCAAACUCAAGGUCCAGCUUGAGGAGUUGAGGUCCAAAGUGGAGUUCCUAGACUGUGUAAAGAAAUAUCUUGAGGUUCUGAGUGUGGAUCAGUGGGGUAUGGAUAUGUCCCUCCUCCCCUCCCUGGCAGCAUCUGGUCCAGGGAGCCCUCUGGACCUCCAGCCCUCAGAGGAGCCUGCCGUGCUGGGAUUGGUGUCUUUAUCUGGGGCAGAGAGAGGGAAGAGCAGCCUGCAGGCCGCCACACCCCUGGGUCUCAUGUCGUACCUCUAUGCCAGAAAUGCUCCAUUGGAGGGCUACAUUCAACAGUUCCUGUACACAUACCGCUAUUUCUGCACCCCUCAAGAACUCCUUCAGUUCCUGAUGGAAAAAUUCACCAGUGCUGUAGCAGCAGGAGGUGGUCCAAAUGUGUCAGGGGACCGUGCUAAGGUGUACCAUCGGAGUCUGGAUGUGCUGCAAACCUGGCUGACUGACUGCAGACUGGUGGACUUCAGCCCCAAGUCCAUCCUGCUGAUCACACUGGAAAACUUCCUCACCAAUGAAGUGUCUCCAGUAGACAGCAGAGGAGAGAGGCUUCUGACCACUCUUCAGAGCUCUCCCAGGAGGAGGCGGAGCCAAAGCUGUGGGAGCCCAAUCAGCAUGCAGGAAGAAGAUGAUGCAUUGUGUUCUCAUACCAGAUGCAGAAAAUCACAUGUUGAGGACUCUGGAAAGAAGAGUUUCCAGUGGAGAAUAUCCAGGGUGGUGGAGCCCCAGGCGACCCAGACCAAAGACCAGGCCUACUCAUUAGCAGCAGCCCUGCCGCGGCCCUGCUACACCUCCCUUAUGGAUGACAUCUCCAGUGCCUGCCUCAGAAGCYAGGAAAGACACCCUUUUAGUCAGAGUGAACACAGCGCCCAACACACGGCACAGCAACUCACUCUACUGCAGCAGGAAAUGUUUCAAGGCUGUCACCCCAAUAAUUUCCUCAACUCUAGAGCUCAAGGAGUCGGGGACAAAGCUUUUGGUGUCACCAAACAUGUGUUACACUCUAUACCUCCAGUAGAGGGCAGCAGUUUAUUUGUUAAUGAGGAGAUGCCACAGGACAGCCACCUCCAACAGCUACUGAGAUAUGCUGACAGCGUCUCCAACUGGGUCUCUGCUGAAAUUGUCAUCUGUGAUUCGAUAAAGAUCCAAGCGGCUUUGCUCACCAAGUUUCUGUUAAUUGCCAAACACUGCUAUGAAUCGAGAGACUUCGCCACAGCCAUGCAGGUCCUUGGAGGUCUGGAGAAUGUUUUUGUCAGGCAAUUACCCGCUUGGAAACAUCUGUCUACCAAGGUGUGUGAGGUCCUAGAGGAGCUGCGAGCCGUGCAGGUCUUUCUGAAGAGUGAUAACCUGUGUCUGAUGGGAGGGGAUCAUGUGAGGAGGAGACCCACCCUCCCUGCUGCCCACAUCCUGGCCAUGCACAUCCAGCAGCUGGAGAUAGGAGCCUUCACUCUGACCAGCGGUGCCUAUAAGUGGCCAAAACUUAGGACCAUAGCGAAGGUGGUGAGUCAGGUGCAUGCGUUCCAGGAGACAGUGUACUCCUUCACUCCUGACCUGGAGCUGCAGGCCUACGUAAGACUACGCAUCGCCCACCUCAGCGGCUGUGACAUCCCCUUGCUGGCUGCAGACAACGAGGCCAACUUCCACCACACCCCCACUGAACGACACACCCGCAGGAUCCAGGACACACUAAAGAGGGUGAAGGCCACCUUCCAAUGAACUACAGCCUUGCCUGAUCUAGGAUCAGAUUUGCCUUUUGGAUCAUAAUGAAUAUGAGGAUAUGGACAGAGGGGACCUGGUCCUAGAUCAGUACUCAUAAUGCUUUAUGAAAUUGGGCCCUGGUCAGACAACUACUCAACAGACCCCAAACCCCCCAUGCCCCACUGAGUUACUUUGGUAGCAGAGACUGGGUGGGUGUCUCUAUUUAUUGGUAAUAACUUUGAUUAGACAUUAUGAGGACGGUCUUAUUUGAACACAAUGACAGAGCCACAUGAAGGCAUUCAAGGUGGUUCAUUUUGACUUCACUCUGAUUUUAUACAGUGAGCAGUCCAGCUCAAUCCCCCACAUUGCACCCCAUGGCAUGACAACCCACUGCACACCUCUAACUCCUUGAUUAUCUCCAAAGUAGAGUACAAAGUCAUCUGAAAAAUAUAAUUGUUUCUUUUGAUAUUAGAGUGAGAAGAGGAGAAAACAGUAUUGGACUUUUUAAGGGGAAGAACGAUUGGUUCUGUUUGUUGGUUCUGUUGGUCUGACAGAUAUGCUUUUUUACCUGUGAAAAUGUUCAACAACAAACAGAAUGAUUUUGAAUAUUUCACAACAACAUUUCACAACAUCUUUAUCUAGCACUGGUGGAGGCAUAUGGAUCACAUUUCUCUCUCAUGUACACCAUUUUGAUUGCUAGUCUCUAAGACAACAUAAUAAUGAUAAUGUUUCAUAAAGAGAUGACAUCAUGUCUUUAAUUCACUGAGCGUUAUGUAUUAUAGCUCAAUUAGAUUUGAAAAGUGAGAUAUUACCAUUUUCAAUUCUCCAGAGCACCAUCUGAAUGCAUUGCCAAUAGCUACUUGACAUGAUAAUUACAGUAUUUCAAGAUACUAAAAUUGGAUUAAACUCAUGAUGUAAUUUGCUAUUACGGCUAAAUCAGGGAUGGGCAAACUGGAGGGUCGCGUGCUGCACCCCUUUUGUAGUCCCGGGGAUCAAUUUCUAAAUAUAUAUACAGUACCAGUCAAACAUUUGGACACACCAACUCAUUCAAGGGUUUUUCUUUAUUUU
Salvelinus sp. IW2-2015 is the source of this 6825-nucleotide messenger RNA. The record is from RefSeq and is a predicted model, not a curated record. Lineage: Eukaryota; Metazoa; Chordata; Actinopteri; Salmoniformes; Salmonidae.